AUGAACCCAAGUCGCAAGAAGAAAAAUCUGUAUAAAAUCAUCAUCUUAGGGGAUUCAGGUGUUGGGAAGACUUCUCUACUCAACCAAUAUGUCACCAAACAGUUUUCGAGUCAGUACAAAGCAACAAUAGGUGCUGAUUUUAUGACCAAGGAUAUCACUAUCAAUGAAAAACAGUCCUCCCUUCAAAUUUGGGAUACAGCAGGGCACGAACGUUUUGCAUCGUUUGGAACAGCCUUCUAUCGAGGCGCUGAUGUCUGUAUGUUGGUGUGUGACGUGACAGUAGUCGAGUCGUUCGAGCACUUGGAAGUGUGGCGGAAGGAGUUCAUUAGCGGAGGAAACCCUAGCGAUCCGGAGACAUUCCCUUAUGUCGUGAUCGCCAACAAAGUCGACUGCGAACCCGCCAACCGCGCGGUGUCAACUGAACAGCUUCGUCAAUGGUGCGUGACAAGCGGGUAUGAGUACUUCGAGUGCUCCGCAAAGACGGGAUGGAACGUUGACUCGGCUUUCACAAAGGCGGCAACACUCGUCGCGUCAAGACAAAAAGAUGUACCUCAACAGGAACCACUCCCUUCAGUGCAAAUCGAUUUACAAGAACAACCAAAGAAAACGGGAUGCUGCUAA
Entamoeba invadens IP1 is the source of this 621-nucleotide messenger RNA. RefSeq lists its product as hypothetical. The record is from RefSeq and is a predicted model, not a curated record. NCBI's taxonomy places the organism in Eukaryota, Evosea, Mastigamoebida, Endamoebidae. Gene Ontology annotation, cellular component: late endosome; phagocytic vesicle; lysosome. The transcript has 3 exons. Gene Ontology annotation, molecular function: GTPase activity; GTP binding. Bases 1 to 621 code for a protein of 206 amino acids. Gene Ontology annotation, biological process: phagosome-lysosome fusion.